AUGGAAGCGCUAUUGGAAAGUCUUGUAAAUUCUCUGAAUUCUCCAAUCCAGGAGAAGCUUGGAUUGCUUUGUGGUAUUGAAACAGAGAUACAAAAGCUUUCAAGCUUGCUAUCAACAACCAAAGCAGUGAUUGAAGAUGCCGAGCAGAGGCAGUUUACUGAGAAGGCAAUUCAACUUUGGCUGCAGGAGCUCAAUCUUAUUGCUUAUGAAGUCGAUGACAUAUUAGAUGAUUAUGCAAUCGAAAUCUCGAGAGAACCGAAGUGCAACAACAUAUGUUGCAAUGUAUUGGAUUGUCUUCCAGCAACAUCAAACAUAUGGUUUUGGCACAGGAUUGGAGCAAGGAUGAAGAAAAUCAUUGGAAAAUUUGAUGCAGUUGCUGAUGAGCGAAUAAAGCUUGGAUUGAGCAACCACUUUCUGGUUGAUUCCACUGCAAUACGUGAGAUUGGUUCCUUGCUAAACGAACCUGAUCUAGUCCUUGGAAGGCACGAGGAGAAGGACAAGAUUGUGAAAACAUUGGUGAAUCAAGUCAGAGAUAAUCAAAAUGUAUCAGUGCUCCCUAUAGUGGGUGUUCGAGGCCUUGGAAAGACAACACUUGCCCAAUUGGUGUUUAAUGAUGAGAGCAUAGCCAAGCAUUUUGAGCCAAAACUCUGGGUUUGGGUCUCAAAGGAUUUCAAUGUGAAGAGGAUUAUAAAAGCCUUAAUUGAGUCUGUAGAAAAGGCUUCUAUUGGAGACUUACCCUUGAAUGCUCUCCAGAUAAAACUUCAAAGUUUAUUAGAAGGGAAAAGAUACUUGAUUGUACUGGAUGAUGUCUGGAAUGAGAAUCCACAGGAAUGGGAGAAACUGAAAUCUGUUCUGGAAUGCGGAUCAAAAGGUAGUUCAAUUGUCACGACAACUCGUAAGCAAAAGGUUGCUGAAAUAAUGGGCACAUUACAAACAUAUUAUCUGUCGAGUUUGUCAGAGAAUGAGUGUUGGUUACUAUUUAGGCAACGGGCAUUUGGCCAUCAAGAGGCUGAAGAAUAUCCUAACCUUGUAGUUAUCGGGAAAGAGAUUGUGAAAAAAUGUGGUGGUGUUCCGCUGGUUGCAAAGACUCUCGGAGGCUUUCUACGAUUCAAGAGAGAAGAAGCCGAAUGGAACUUUGUGAAAUGUAGUGAGCUUUGGAACUUACCUGAAUAUGAAAUAGAUAUCUCGCCCGCGUUGAGAUUGAGCUACCUUAAUCUUCCGGUAGAGUUGAGAGGUUGCUUUGCAUAUUGUGCAAUAUUUCCCAAGGGCCAUGAAAUUGAAAAAGAAGAGUUAAUACAUUUGUGGAUGGCAAAUGGAUUGAUUUCAUCUAAUGGAACGAUGGAAGUGGAAGAUGUUGGUGAUGCUGUGGUGACUAAACUGCAUCAUAGAUCACUGUUCCAAGCCGUGAAGAAAGAUGAGUUUGGCAAUGUCCUCACUUUUAAGAUGCAUGACCGUGUCCAUGAUCUGGCUCAAUUCGUAAUGGAGGCUAAACACGGUGGAACAGAGUCAAUUAGAACCAUUAGGCAUUUGGCGUUGGAUUUCCCAUAUGAUGAGCAAAUAGUGGCUUUUCCUAUUAAAAGAAUGAGAGGCACUGACCAGUACUCUUCUUUCUUGUCAGAAUGUGGUUCCCUGAGAGUGCUCAUUGUAAGGACAGCAUGGUGGGAAAAAAGGUUUUCAGAGCUGCCACCUGCAGUAAGCAAACUGACACAUUUAAGGCAUGUAAAUCUUUCAGGAUCUCAAAUUGUUGAACUACCCAAUUCAAUUUGUGGCCUGUGGAAUUUGCAAAUUUUAAACCUAAAUGAUUGCGAACAUCUUCGGAGUUUACCCAAGGGCAUGAGAUUCCUCAGAAAUCUUCGACAUCUUUGUCUACGGGGGUGCUGGAAUUUGACUCACAUGCCAAGUGGAAUUGGGGAGUUGAGUUGCUUGCGGACGUUGAGUAUGGUCGUCCUGGGUGGCAAAAAAGGCUUCCAACUAAGUGAGUUGCGAGGCUUAAAUAUGCUUAUAGGAGAGCUAUCAAUUAGGCACCUUGAGAGGGUUGAAGAUAAAAAGGAUGCAGAAGAAGCUUGGUUAAUUGGAAAACAGAGUCUCCGCAGGUUGUGUUUGUAUUUUAAUUGGGAUUCUGAAAGAACGCUUCAACGUUACAAUGAUGAGGAAGUGCUUGAAGCCCUUAAACCCUCCCCCAUCCUUCAAUUUCUGCACAUAGAAGGCUUCAACGGUUCAUCAUUUCCAUCUUGGAUUUCAACUGUAACAACUGUUCGUGUGUUCAACAGUGCACCGGAGUACAUAGUUGGGGCCCAGGAGAGUACCGCCACUGCUGCUACUGACAAUCCAAAAGGAAUGUUAAAAGCACUGGUGUUAUGGGACAUGCCCAAUCUAAAAGGAAUGUUAGGAGGAGAAGUCCAAGGUACUCCAGGAAUAUUCUCUCAACUUCAAUACUUGUCUUUUGUUGAUUGCCCAACGUUGAUGUUGCCAUUGCCACGUAUGCCGUCCCUAAAGGAGUUAGACGUCAAUAUGUGCCCGAACAUGGCAUGGGCUUCAAUCUCCAAUCUCACUAGUCUUAACUCCCUUGAAGUUGGGAACAUUGAAGGAUUGAGUUGUUUUGCAGAAGAGAUGCUACAAAAUCUUAGUCUUCUUGAAUCGCUGAAAAUUAAGCAGAUGAAGGAUCUGCGAGCCUUACCCAGAAGCUUGGCUAGCCUCACGGCUUUGCAGGAGUUGACCAUCGAGGAAUGUCCCAAGCUGGGGUCUCUGCCAAAAGAACUCCAUUUGUUCGACUGCUUUAAUUUGGCGAAUCUCUCAAUGGGGACUAAAGCCCUCAAAUCCCUGACUCAUCUACGCAUCCAAGGGUCAAACGCGACAGCUCUGCCAGAGGAAGUCAAACAUUUCCCCGCACUACAAAAAUUGGAGCUGAUGGAUCUUCCCAAUCUAACUUCAUUGCCACACUGGUUUGGAGACCACCUCACUUCUCUUCGACACCUGACACUGUGGUCUUGUCCGAAGCUUGAAACACUUCCAUCCAGCAUUCAAAUGAUGACAACACUCCGAAGUUUGACAAUAAAUUACUGCCAGCUACUGGGACCACGGUGUGAAAGGGGAGGAGAGGAACGGGACAAAAUUAAGCACAUCCGGUACCUGAAUAUUUUUUAA
Messenger RNA from Coffea eugenioides, 3144 nucleotides. RefSeq names its product putative disease resistance protein RGA1. The record is from RefSeq and is a predicted model, not a curated record. NCBI's taxonomy places the organism in Eukaryota, Viridiplantae, Streptophyta, Magnoliopsida, Gentianales, Rubiaceae. Bases 1 to 3144 code for a protein of 1047 amino acids. The transcript has a single exon. Gene Ontology annotation, biological process: defense response to other organism. Gene Ontology annotation, molecular function: ADP binding.